This is a messenger RNA of Fusarium pseudograminearum CS3096, 1506 nucleotides long. RefSeq lists its product as uncharacterized. Gene Ontology annotation, biological process: regulation of transcription by RNA polymerase II. Gene Ontology annotation, cellular component: nucleus. The transcript is spliced from 2 exons. The record is from RefSeq and is a predicted model, not a curated record. NCBI's taxonomy places the organism in Eukaryota, Fungi, Ascomycota, Sordariomycetes, Hypocreales, Nectriaceae. Bases 1 to 1506 code for a protein of 501 amino acids.
AUGAGCAAAAGAGAUGCUGCUGAGGCAGCGCCUGAAGCACCCCUAGCCAAAAGAGCCAAUUGCGGUGGCCCAGAUGAUCUAUAUGUUGAUGAUGUAGAGGACGAUGUUACUAGUGCUCAUACACCAUAUUCAGCCCAGGGACCCGACUCGCCCCAAACAACCAACACGGCUGCCACGACUCCACGGCCCAAGUUUCCUUCGGACUUGAAAACCCUUGCUUGCACAUGGCCCGGCUGCCCCAAAACGUUCAAUCGACCUGCAAGACUCCGAGAUCAUCUAAACUCCCACACCAAUUCCCGUCCAUUCAAGUGUACUUAUGAUGGUUGCGACAAAGAUUACAUCGAAGAUAAGCAUCUGAAACAGCAUAUCAAAGCCGUGCAUACUCUGGAGCGAAAACAUGUUUGUACGAAGGAGGGGUGCGGCAAGAGCUUCGUUACGGGCACUCGACUAAAACGUCACCAAGCUGUUCACGAAGGCGAGGAGAGGUUUCGCUGUCAAGACUGUGGGCAGAGCUUCAGGAAAAAGGAGACACUAAGCAAGCAUGUCCGCAAAGACCACCAAGGCUUGCCCGCACUUCAAUGUUCUGAGCAGGGAUGUCAACAGGCCUUUGAUUCGAAAGCGGCCUUGAAGCGACAUCGUGAGAGAGAACAUGGUGAAGCAAAGUUUUGGUGUGGUGAAUGCAGUUUGCAGAAAAUGUCCGAUGGCACCGAACAGCGUGUUGGGUUCACCACAGAAGUGCUACUCCAAGCACAUGUCCGUCAAGAACAUCAAAACUGCAUCUUCUGCGACUUUAAGCCAGUCUCACGAUGGGACCUUGAAAAACAUGUCGAAAUGCAUCACUCUGGCCAGUCCGUGGAGGAUCGAAAGAACAUUCCUUGCCCCUUCGACGAAUGCAACAAAAAGUUCACCAAAAAAUCAAAUUUGAAUGCUCAUAUUCGUACGGCUCACGAGAAAUUCCGAUUCGUUUGUGGUGAGGUUGAUCUCAGUGGUGCCGAGCUUCCUGGUUGGACGAAUGAUCAAGGAUGUGGUGAUAAGUUCAGCACAAAGGGUCGAUUGGAGGAUCAUAUCCGCUAUAGCUCCAAACACCUUGGCGAAGAGCGUCCCAAGCUCUCCAAACCAGAGCCAUCCCAGGAAGUCAACCUCAUCGACGAACUCUCUGGUGCCGCCACCCAAGCAGACCGGACUAUUUCAUGCCCUCACUGCUACGAAGCCUUUGUCCGCUAUCACGAUAGAGAUACGCAUGUAGACUUGUUCCACCCACCGAAUCCGGAUUCCUCUCUAGUCCUGUCUGGGGACUACCUCGACCCGGCCCUCUGUUUUGAUAGCAGCUUUCCCAAUACGCCAUCCUGGCCUGGGAUCAUGUCGGAGGAUGAGAUAUUCGCUGCAUCCAUGGAUUACGGUACCCCUCACGAUGACUGGCCUGAAGACGAGAGCAACAUACUGUUGCUGGCACGCGAGUCUACAAUCCAGGACCCUCUUGUUGAUCCGGCUCUUGGUGCUAUCUGA